AUGGCCGUCCCAGAGCUGGAAGUGCCGCUCAAGGUGGAGCACAUUGCACCCAUUGGAUCCAAUUCAAAGCUGUUCACAGCAGUGAGCAUCUGGCAGCUUCACGAGCGGGGCAAGCUGGACGUCACACAGCCGUUCACGCGCUACGCCAACACUACGGCCCUGGGCCUGCCCCGCAACUGGUGCCCGCGCCUGGCCAACGCCAACGGCACUGCUGUGGGGGCGUGCCUGGCUCCGCCCACCAUUGAGCAACUGCUCCGCAUGUCCGGGGGCAUCGUUGAUGCAGGCAACUGCGAGUACCCUCCUGGGUCUUGGCAGCUGAAGUACUGCACCCAAGACCAGCCCGCAUGCAUGCCUGCUUACGCGCCGGACGCGUUCUUUUCCAGCAUAUUCGGGGCCGCCGAUCCCACCGCCACGGUCAGGAAUGCGGGGUUCCUGUUGGCUCCCUUUGACUUUGUACCCGGGACGGGCCACCACUACAGCAACGAGGCAUUUCAGAUAGCCUCUCACAUUGUGGAACACGUCAGCGGCCUGCCCAUCUCCGCGUACUUCAAGCGCAACAUCUUCCAGCCCCUCGGCCUCAACAGCACCUUCUUGGACGUUUCAGGCGGCCUGGAUGGCAUCUAUGCAAACACAGUGCCCUACCCUUCGUAUGUCGCCUACCUGAACCCUGUGGAACUUGGCAUGUAUGCAUUCGACAAGGGGUACAUCGGCAGCGCCACCUACACAGCAGGAACGGUCAACGCUGCAGCUCUGAGCCCCAAGGCCCGAGCCGCCGCCGGCGCAGGCGCCCCGGGACGCUGGGCGAAGACCGGCCGCUCGGCCCUCACGUCCGUGCCAGGGAGCGACUUUGGGUAUUCUUCGGGGUCUGGUGCCAUCCAGGGAAGCGUCGGCGACAUGGCGCGUUGGCUGCGCGCGCUGACGGUUCAGCCACAGCGGCUCGGGCUGAAGCCGGAGACAGUGCGGCGCAUGCUCAACACGUCGACGCGCAUCCCCGAGCCCAAGGGCACGACGCCUUUUGGGUCGGUCGGUGGCGCCGUCGCGGCGCUGAAAGGGCGCCUGCGGUACGCGCAAGGCGUGGUGGUGGUCCAGGACCCAUCCAACCGCCGCUUGGGGGUCUCAGGGCUCUUCUACAAGGGCAGCCUUGGGGGCUUUGAUGCUACGUAUUACCUGGCCCUCCACCCUACCGACCCCUCAAAGGACACGUUUGUGUACGUCAUGACCACCACAAAUACAGCUUUUCCGGCUUACUCCCCUUACAUCGUUGCAAACGGCAACCGCUGUUCUUUCAAACUGAACAACGCUUCGUCCUCGCUGCCCGCAUACAUGUGCGAUGCCAAAAAGCCCCUGAUGGGGCAAGGACCCGCAGCGCUGCUACUGGACACGUAUUUGAAGGGAUUUACAGGAAAGGGAGCACUGGGUCUUUGA
Messenger RNA from Monoraphidium neglectum, 1425 nucleotides. RefSeq lists its product as hypothetical. The record is from RefSeq and is a predicted model, not a curated record. Bases 1 to 1425 code for a protein of 474 amino acids. Lineage: Eukaryota; Viridiplantae; Chlorophyta; Chlorophyceae; Sphaeropleales; Selenastraceae. The transcript is spliced from 4 exons.